Molecule: messenger RNA, 8104 nt
Organism: Dromaius novaehollandiae (emu)
Lineage: Eukaryota; Metazoa; Chordata; Aves; Casuariiformes; Dromaiidae
Product: CBP80/20-dependent translation initiation factor
Exons: 13
Coding region: 350-2269 (639 amino acids)
Biological process (GO): regulation of translational initiation
Cellular component (GO): cytosol
Molecular function (GO): protein binding; translation activator activity; RNA binding
Source: RefSeq, a predicted model, not a curated record
GCUCCUCCUUCCACACUGCACAGACUCGUCAGCGCUCGUAAAACGCUGACGCGUCUUCCCGAUGCAGACGACGGCUAAGACGGAGCGGGUGACAAAAUGAAGGCAGCCAGCUGUUGGCGUCCCUCGUUCUCGCGUGCUCUCACGUGACGCCGCAGCGCCGUGACUAAGAGCGGCGUGAUGCCGGGCAGGGAAGCGAGGAGACGGCUCUGCCCCGUCGGCGUACGGCGGGUCCUCGGCUCGCCGCUAGCGUCCUCGGCUGCUGCGCUGGCUCCCGACGAGUGCCAGAGGCGCUCCCCGAAUCGCUCGUGGAAACUAGGCCCCCCCCGUUCCCAGUUUCUUACCUGGAGUGAUGGAAAACUCGUCUGUGGCGUCUGCCUCCUCCGAGGCAGGGAGUAGCCGUUCUCAGGAAAUCGAGGAGCUGGAGAGAUUCAUCGACAGCUACGUCCUGGAGUACCAAGUCCAAGGCUUGCUGACGGAUAAAACGGAGGGGGACGGAGAGAGCGAGAAGACGCAGUCCAACAUCUCGCAGUGGACGGCGGAUUGUAGUGAGCAGCUUGAUGGCAGCUGUUCCCCAUCGAGAGGGAAGGGCUCGUCGUCUCACGAACACACUCAGGAAGAGUGGGAUCGCAGCAGCAGUGGCAGUUCAGGAUCCCGGCCUAGCUCGGGCUCCAGGCGUGGGUCUGGCUCCAGGUCUGGCAGCCGCGGGAGAAGCAGCCAGUUCAGUCGCUCGACCAAGAAUGGCAACAAAGAGGGCUCCCUUGACAUGCUGGGCACAGAUAUCUGGGCAGCCAAUACCUUCGACUCCUUCAGUGGUGCGACGUGGGACUUGCAGCCUGAAAAACUAGACUUCACCCAAUUUCACAGGAAGCUCCGAAACACCUCCAAACACCCGCUGCCUCACAUAGACAGAGAAGGGCUUGGCAAAGGGAAAUAUGAGGAUGGUGACAGCAUCAACUUGAACGACAUAGAGAAAGUCCUUCCUGUGUGGCAGCAGGGUUACCAUCCAUUGCCUCAUGAAGCUGAAAUCGCACACACCAAAAAGCUGUUUAGAAGGAGGAGAAAUGACCGGAGGCGACAGCAGAGACUUCCCGGCGGGAACAAAUCUCAGCAGCACACGGAUCAUCAGCAAGGUGGCACCAAACACAACAGGGAGCACCAGAAACUCUACCAGGGAGGCCAGGCCCCUCACUCCUCGGGCAGGACGGGCCACCACGGCUACAGCCAGAACCGGAGAUGGCACCACAACCAGAAGCACUCGCCCAACGACAAAGAAACGCACAGAAACGCCAAAGAGACUGAGAAUUUGAAAAUCGAGGACACCUCCAUCUGCACGGUGCAUAUUCCCCUAGAGACGCACCGGGGCCCGGAGGCUGUGGAGAAGCAGUCUCAGCAGUAUAUCCAGGAGUCGGAGAUCAAGCGGAAAGACAGUAUUCACGAGCGCAUUGGGGAAAGACCCAAGAUCAACUUGCUUCAGUCUUCCAAAGACAGGCUGCGGAGGAGACUAAAAGAAAAGACGCCUUGUCUUUCCCUUUUCACGGACCAGGACGAAGUCACGGUGGAAACCACCAAUCCCCAAAAGAACAAAAUGGACAAAUUAAUUGAAAUCCUCAACAGCAUGAGGAACAACAGCAGCGAUGUUGACUCCAAGCUCACCACAUUCAUGGAGGAGGCCCAGAACUCCACCAACUCGGAGGAGAUGCUGGGCGAGAUUGUCAAGACCAUCUAUCAGAAAGCAGUGACGGACCGCAGCUUUGCCUCCACGGCUGCCAAGCUCUGUGACAAAAUGGCUCUCUUCAUGGUGGAAGGAACCAAAUUCCGGAGCCUGCUCCUCAACAUGUUGCAGAAGGAUUUCACCAUGCGGGAGGAGCUGCAGCAGCGGGACGUGGAGCGCUGGCUGGGCUUCAUCACCUUCCUCUGCGAAGUCUUUGGCACCAUGAGGAGCAGCACCGGAGAGCCCUUUCGAGUCCUUGUCUGUCCCAUUUAUACCUGCCUCAGGGAGUUGUUGCAAUCUCAGGACGUGAAGGAAGACGCUGUCCUUUGCUGCUCCAUGGAGCUGCAAAGCACCGGGCGGCUGCUGGAGGAGCAGCUGCCCGAGAUGAUGACGGAGCUGCUGGCCAUCGCCCGCGACAAGAUGCUGUGCCCCUCGGAGUCCAUGCUGACGCGCUCGCUGCUGCUGGAGGUCAUCGAGCUGCACGCCAACACCUGGAACCCGCUGACGCCCACCAUCACGCAGUACUACAACAAGACCAUCCAAAAACUGACAGCCUGAGGCGCCGAGCGAGGGCGGGCGGGCGGGGGGGCGAGCAGAAGACACGCACCUUACAAGGCAACGGGAUCGCAGCGGAGCGGGAAGCGAGGACCUUUCCGAUUUCCAUACCUAAGGAGACAACCCCCAGCAUGCUUAAGAAUACGUUCGUGGGGCGGGGAGGGAGAAGCAUGUUUCUUUUCAGCCGUGUCGCCAAGUGCCACCCCUCUUCCCUGCCGCGUUUUUGUCUUCGGGUUUCUUUUACGAAAUCACUGCUCCGGCAGCGGCGCGUCCCGCCGUGUUAUUGUCUGGCCGCAGAAAGGACACGGAGGAGCUGAAAAGCGAGGAGGAGCGCGGGCUCGUAUUGUCCGCACGCCGUUCUGCCAGCUUGCCCUUGCCGGCCGGCGGGAGACAACGCGCAGCAGAUGUCCCGGGCGGACAAAGCGAGCCACGCACCGCGCCAGACGCCGGCAGUCGACGGCUUUUGUCAAGCGGGGCUUUCGUUGUUUCUUCUCCCCUCCUCUUGUCGUCGACUUUGUGUCCCCACCUCCGCUCCUUCUGUCCUCCACCCCUCCGAAACCGGAUCUGAGAGUAGGACGGAUUUGUAUUUGCACUGGGUUUUCUUUUUGGGGGGUUGUUUUUAUUUUAUUUUAUUUUAUUUUAUUUUAUUUGGGACGGACAGUUGCGCUCGACUCGGAGACAUGGAAGUAACACUAUCAUGUGAGUUCAGAAAUGGUUUACAUGAAGAUGCAAAAGUGGAAGGAGAAUUUUAAAGAAGUCCAAAAGCCACUGUAGAAGUACCGUAGCCACAGUCGUCUUGCCAGUAACCUAUUAGAGUAAUUGAAAAAUACGUGCUCUGAGCUGGUAGCUCCAAGAAACACAGGAGCCCUGCGGCUUUUUGCUCUUGCUGUUAAAGUCGCAGCAUCCCUCAUCCACUAAACUAUAAUCUGUUUAUUUUUUGUAAUUUUUUUGUUUCUGUCAAAAGAGUGCUUUAUUGUAAUUACUGUCACGGUUGUAAUUAUACAUUUAAAACCAGGCCUGUCAUAAUUGGGCCGAAUAAUGUACAGGGCAAGGGAAAAAUGAAGACUUGAUGUUCUCCUUCAGAAACUAGUAAAGAGAAGACGAGGAGCAUAUGGCAAAAAGAAAAGCCAAAAAUACAGGUUUCAAGCCUAGCUUCUAACUAGCUGAAUUUCCUAUCCAGAGUUUCUAGGCUUGCGUCAUGCGGGAAUGGCUUCAACAUGGAGCUGUCUGCAUAGUCUUACUGAUAGCGUGUCCUGGAGGGAGGCAGUCUCGUGGCAUGGGUACGUGCUAAGGGGGAGCGAUGCGCAGGGAGUGCCGAUGAUGGUGAGGAGCGAGGGCGAGGACUAGAGGAGGCCAGGGAGAUGAGCACCAGCCCUGAAGCACGUGCAGGUUGGGCAGAGAAGUUUUUUGGUUUAUGAAGUCUCUCUUCUGGUGCAAGAAGAGUCCCACAACUCCAGGGCUGCAGCGGGCUGAUGCCUUAAAAUCCUGGGAAUAUUGACAGGAGACACGGAUGUUCAGCGAGUUGCAGGAUCUGGUCCUUUUGUGUAGCACGAGGCAAGCGAUACGUUCCAGGAGGGAUGAGAGCCCGGUACCUAUCGCUUGCACUGAGACUAACUUCCACCAGAUGUCAAAGUUCUGUUGACUCACUUGGGUUUAUUUAUCGAUGUGGAGAUACACUCUAGCCCUGUGUUUGAGACAUGCUUUGAAGUUGCUUGUUUCGGCAGCUCUCUGUUGGUCAAGAGGAGUUUGCCAAGCCAUGACUUCACUUCCUGAAGAGUGACCAGGAAAUGUCAGGACUUGGUGAUUUCCUUAUUUGCUUCUUUAUCGAUGCUUUUACUUACUAAAUCACUUCUGGUGCUUAUUUAGAUGAAAUCUAGCAGAGCCAGGAGGUGGGAGUUUCCCUUUUUUUUUGAUCUGCGUGGUGGAAAGCGAGCCAAGGAAACCAUAACCCCGCCGUCUCGUCUUGCCAUCUGAGCAACCACCAGUGCAGGGAUCGUGCGGUGAAGAUCCGUGUGUGACACCUACCUGACUUCGGUGUCCCCACAGGUGUAGCAACCCGCUUAGGAAUUGCAGAGUUUACAAGACACACACAAAACUGUUCGCCAAGGCAGUUUGUGGUCGGUUCAGUGCUUGAAACACAUACAUGUGUGGUUGGAGAAGUAUACUCCGAUUCUUUUUCUCCAUUUUCUUACCGUUAUUCAAUGUACUUUCCUUUCCCUUGGUAAGAAGGGAAUGCUCUCCACCCCGUGGAAGAGGAGCAUGGCUUUGGCCAAAUGCAGACCCGGGCCAGGCGCUCAGCCCCAGAGAGUCAGAAUCUGAACUCCGCAACUCAAACUCAUGUUUCAAACCGAGACGUUGCAUUUGUGCCAGCUUGUAGAAGAGAACAAAGAUUUCGUCUGGGUUUUUCUGCAUGUUCAGUAUGUUCUAGGGUGCUAUAUAAAGAUACUGGUCUGUCUGUGAUGGGGAGGAAGCCUUCGUGCAGCACAUGGCAGAAUUUGAGGGACAGAAAUUUUCGACAGAGAAAAUGCUGCAGGAGGAGAGAAUCUGUAUUUUGUGGUUCAAUACUGUUUAAACUUUUCAUCUGAUUGUCUGCUGAUACCUUUUCUAAUCCACACAUGAAGCCAGAGAAAAUGUUGCAGGGAACAAACUUCAUUUUUCAUGUCUAUCCAGAAAGCAGUAAAAUAAUCUAAUGUGCUGGACAUCUCUGGAAAGACUAAUCUCUAGGUUGUAGCAUCACCCAGAGAUGCCUGGGAGAUUAGCGUGGUGAAGAUGACUAUUUGCGUUAGGUCAGCUCCGUAAGUUCUGCCGUCAAAAGGCAAGAAUGAUUGACAGUGAAUAUCUCUGGGAGGCUGAACUUCAUCGAAGCAGCAAAACCGAUCAGUAUUGUAAGGACCAGGACUGCAUCCUUUGCUUUUGGCCUUUCCUGCUUUCCUGGAAAUUAGACACAGCCAGUCCAAAAUAUUCAUUAGGCAGCUGUGUCUAUUGAGCUGCUGCUACUUUUUCAGACCCUGGGAGGAGACCUGAAACACAACUUUGUCUUGAUUUUUUUUUUUUUUAAGAGCAGACAAAUCAUGUAAUACAGGCACAGCCUGAUGGGCAGGUGUGCCAGAGAGCCUACCAGCAACCGGCCAGGGCAGUAAAUCUGCCGGCGGCUGCCAGUUCUCCUCUUCCUGAACCGUGGAGCAGUCAGGACUGGGAUUCUGCAGCUUCCCUCUUCCGCUUCCCCCCAUAUUUGAUCCCUGAAUGUAGUGAAAGAAGAAAAAAAAAGAAAAGCCCAGUGGAGAGCUGGAGAUUCUGUUUCUAAAACCUGAAUUUUCACCUGGCGCUGCGUUAGGAUGCAUUCAGAGGCAAAGUGCCUCAUGACAGUAAUUCUGCUUCAGUGCUUCGCACUGCCAGGCAUGAGGGUUUAUUCAGUUUUUUCCUUUAGUAGAGGUUGCUGGGGAGGUGCAGUCCUGUGACCCAAGCUGACCGGAUUUGGGCCAUAAUGCCUCAAUGCUGGGAUUUCUCCCAAUCUUUGGGCAGUAUCUAAGAACUUAUUCUGAUGUGAAAUAUGUCUUUUCUAAUGUCUGUGAUUUAUCUUCACCAUUUCAUUAACACAUGUUCAUUCAGACAUUAACUGCUUCGUAACAGAGUACUUCAGUUGCUCCAUUAAUACGUAAGAAUCUAAAUGUUGACCAAAAAUGUAUUUUUUCGUGAAAGUCCGUGCUGCCAAUCAUAUCUUUUUUAAGUGCAGCAGUGACAAGCCAGCAUACAUAUGGUGUCGUCAACCACUGCAGCAUUGCGAAGAGGUGGCUCCCCUCCAGUAUUGCCUCUGGUCUGAGGUUUCUGCUUGGGUUUGGUUUCCAGGUUUCAGAAUCCAGUGGCCAUGUCUGAAGGUUGUGUUUGAAAGGGAGAACGUCACCGGUGACUUGCUGGUGCCAGUAUUGCUUGCUGGGGAAGACAUGCUGCGUUGGCAGCACCUCCCAAUAGAGAUGUUCUGGUGCGGUGGGAUGGGGGGAACCUCACUUACCUCUGUAAGAGCAGGUCUGGGAGUUGGGCACUGUUCUCAUGAUGCCUGGGGAGAGCACCUAGAGAAAUCGUUGAGUGCUUUCUUCUGUUUUUUUUGGCGUUCUUUAGAAAAGGUUGCCAAAGAGCGUAAUUCUGUAAGGUGCAUCAAGUGGAUUUUUGAAGGUGUGAAGCCACCACGUACGUCUCCCUGUUAGUUAUUAGCCAGGUUCGCUCUUUGCUUCUCGAUGUAGCUGGUUGGGAGGCUUCAGACAUUGUACCCGUACGGCUAAAUCAACCAGGAGGAGAAUAUCCUCCUUGGUCCAAAUACAUGUUAGGCCAAACCUUGGGUUGGAUGUGAGCAGGCAAAUCACUGUCCCUUUACGGGAGCACUCAGAUGAAGAGCAGCUUCACGGUAUGCCGAGCCGUGCGGUGGUUAGUCCUCUGCCAGAACCCAUACGGUGUCCGAUUUGCCUCGUUCUGAGCGAAAUUAUUUCUGAACCGAAGGUUUUACCUUUCCGCCAAGUGGCUCACUCGUUUCCUCAUGAGGGAUUGCAGCCCUGUUUGUUUGGAGAAGACUCAUUUGCAUGGAGGUGAAAUGAAAAUGGGGGAAAAAAUGGCAAAGUAAGCAAUCUGCUUGGUUCCCCUCUUGUUCCGAAGGAGAUUAAUUAGUAUCUAUUCUUGGCAUGAUUGAUGGCUUAGAAGGAAAGCUUGUCAGAAUAACUUACGAUUUAUUUUCGUGCUUAUUUUUAUAACAUCCCUCACUUGGAAGUCUCUCAAAAUCUUAAAUACGAUUUUUAUUUCCCCGCUGGGUAUUUUACGGCUUUACACUAAUUUUGCUCUUCUCAGUGUUAGCUAUUAGCCAGUCCCGGUGAUACUUCUAGCAUUUUUCAGGAGGAAUGACACUAAAGGUUUCAAAGUCCACUGUCAAUAGCCAAGGGAGCUGUGGUGUCCUGCAGAACACAGAGUUAAUGCUAGCAAUUCUUUUUUUUUUAUGUAUUUAUUUGCAUUUGAAAAAAGCAACAUUUUUAAUUUAAUCAUAUUUGUUAAACUAAGCGCUUUAAAACAAAAAAAAACAAAAAAAAAGGAAAAAGGUUUUGGGGAGAAUAAAGACUAGAUAUUCAUACUAGAGACAAAAAAAAAAUCAUCGUUUUCAGCAUUUCAGAGACUGUUAAAACAAGGGAGCUAAUAACUCUUUGUGGCAAUUCAGUCUUGUUUAUAGAACAUCCAGACCCACUGUAUGCUAUAAAAUGCAUCAUCUGAGUAAUAAAUGUUUAAAGCUUGACAUUUCACCAUCUCUUUGUUGGUACGUGCUAUCAGUUUUGGUGGUCUAAAGAGAUUUUUUUUAUUAUUAUUUCGUUUGGCUGGGAACGGAGGAAGACGUGAAAAAAACAAAAGUAACGGUGUCUGGCUGGAACCGCAGCAGCAGGUCAGAUCCUGCCCUCUCGGAGGGUCGCCCGGCCGCGGGCCCCGGCAGGAGGGCUCAGCACCAGGCGGGGGGACGGCGCGAGGGGGUCGGUCCCUGGGGCAUCGCCACCGCGGUGGGGUUCGAGGUCCGACGGGAUGCUGGGGAGCCGGCGCGGAGGCUCCCGGAGGCCCGCGGGAGCUGGGUAACGUGAUUAAAUACCUCAGCGUUGGGGGUUUUUUUGUUGGUUCGGGGAGAUACCGUUCUUUUGGGGAGGGGUUUGCACAUUUUCGUUGCUGUUGUAAAAGUCUGCGGUUAAAUAUAUGCAAAACCUCACUUGCCGAAACUAUCACUUUUAUGACAUUGCGGUUUCGCCUAAACGGAUGGCAGAUAGUACAACUAUUCCGGUGAAUUGUGACAUCGAUCACAGAAUAAACCUGAAAAAUCAA